This is a messenger RNA of Leptinotarsa decemlineata (Colorado potato beetle), 1202 nucleotides long. RefSeq names its product guanine nucleotide-binding protein G(o) subunit alpha. Gene Ontology annotation, cellular component: cytoplasm; heterotrimeric G-protein complex. The record is from RefSeq and is a predicted model, not a curated record. Gene Ontology annotation, biological process: Rho protein signal transduction; purine nucleotide metabolic process; adenylate cyclase-modulating G protein-coupled receptor signaling pathway. Gene Ontology annotation, molecular function: GTPase activity; G protein-coupled receptor binding; guanyl nucleotide binding. NCBI's taxonomy places the organism in Eukaryota, Metazoa, Arthropoda, Insecta, Coleoptera, Chrysomelidae.
UUGUUUUGAUUUGACAGAAUCGGGCAAGUCGGCAUGCACGGCGUGCAAGGCGCACAGCUGUAUUUCAUUAAUUAUCUCAACUUCAAAACGUGUAAUUCUUGGUAUUUUUGUUGUUUAGGACUUUAAUCUCAAAAGAUAAUGAAUCAAAACCCUAUUUUUGAAUAUUCAGUUGGUUUGGAACAUUGGAUUAGAUUGUAGAAUAGUGGAAUGAAUUAUGAAAUAAUUUGUAGCUACUUUGUCUGCUGAAGAGAUGGUAAAUGGCUAACAUUGUGUGGAAAGUAUUUAACAAAAUGCCAUCACUCAUUCGACCACUGAUGAUAUUUGGCCCAUCAGGUUCAGGAAAGAGUACUUUGGUCAAAAAAAUGUUGGAAGAAUUUCCAGAUAAGUUUGGAUAUUCUGUUAGUCAUACCACCCGAAAACCCCGCCCAGGAGAAAUUCAUGGCAUACACUAUCAUUUUACUGAUGUAGAAACAAUGAAACGGGCCAUUGAAGAUGGAUUUUUUCUUGAGAGUGCAGUAUUUUCUGGAAAUAUGUAUGGCACUAGUAAGGCAGCAGUAGAUGAUAUUGCUAAGAAAGGAAAAGUAUGCCUCCUAGAAAUUGACGUACAAGGUGUGAAACAAGUGAAGAAAUCUGACUUGAACCCAUUCAGUAUUUUCAUAAUACCUCCAUCUUUAGAUGAAUUGAAACGACGACUAUUAAAAAGGAACACAGAGAGUGAAGAGAGCUUGUUACAAAGGCUGGCCAAAGCUGAAGAGGAAAUAAAAUAUGGCACUGUUCCAGGCAAUUGUGAUCUAGUCAUUUGUAAUGAUGAUUUCGAAACAGCAUAUAGUGAAUUGAGACACUUUGUUGUUGAAAAUGUUUUUAAAAAUCAAUUUAAUACUAAUGGUAGUAAUCUGUAAAUAUGUGUUUAUCUAUAUUUUAUAAGUAUUAUGGUGAUAAUAGUCUGAUGACAUUUAUAAUACAAUUGAUAGGAAGAAUCAAAAGUUUGAGAAUUAUCAGAGAAAAUGUUUAUAGAUAUUAUUUCAGUGAUAGAUAGAAUAUAGUUUAAAAGGAUAUUAUCCAGCGGUAGAUACACUUGGUCUAGUUUUUGUCAUUCAAUAAAGUGAUAACAACUCUUACCAAGUUGGAACUUGGAAACCAUUUAACAAAAAGCCAACAUUGAAGCUACAAAUUAUUUUACUCAUGCGGCUACACAACGAUAA